AUGGUCCAAAGACUAUUGCCUCUUUUCGGGACAAAUAAAAAAAACACAUUCGCGCCUUUUCUUACUGUCAUCAAACAAAACUGUUGAGGCGAGUUUGAUUUUAUUUCUGUUGUGUUAUUUGUAUAAAAUCUGUUUUUCCAGAAUCUAGAAACAUGGCAAUGAGAGAUUAUGCAGCUGACAAAGAGGCUUUUAAAAACUUCUUCAUAGACUUUUGUCAAACUGAUGAGGAGGGUCACAAACUCUUCAAGUAUUCUGAACAGCUCACUAAAGUUGCGCACAGAGAACAGGUAGCAUUUGUUGUGGAAUUGGAUGAUCUACAUGAAGUUAAUGAGGAACUAGCAGAAGCAGUGUGUAAGAACACGCGUCGCUACACCAACAUGGUGUCUGAUGUCGUGUAUGAGAUGCUACCCGAUUAUAAGCAUAAAGAGGUGGUUGCUAAAGAUGCCUUGGAUGUUUAUAUUGAGCACAGAAUCAUGUUGGAAGCUAGAAACCAUAGGAUACCAGGAGAAAUGAGGGAUCCCAGGAACAGAUACCCACCAGAACUUAUCAGGCGUUUUGAGGUGUAUUUCAAAGAUUUAUCCACAUCAAAGUCAGUUCCAAUUAGAGAAGUGAAAGCUGAGCACAUCGGCAAACUUGUCACUGUAAGAGGUAUAGUAACCAGAUGCACAGAUGUGAAGCCACUACUAGUGGUAGCAACCUAUUCGUGUAGUGCCUGUGGUGCUGAGACCUACCAGCCUGUGCGAGCGCUCCAGUUCACGCCUCCCCCCGCGUGCACUGCCGACGAGUGUCGCGUCAAUAAGACUGCGGGACAACUGCAUUUACAAACCAGGGGCUCACGGUUCCAGAAGUUCCAGGAAUUGAAGAUUCAGGAGCAUUCAGACCAGGUGCCCGUGGGUCAUAUCCCACGGCAGUUGUCGGUGUACUGCCGCGGUGAGACCACGCGUCGCGCGCAGCCCGGCGACCAUGUGGCCGUCACCGGUAUCUUUCUGCCGCUGCUCAACGCCGGUUUCCGACAGAUCGUGCAAGGGCUUCUCUCCGACACAUACCUUGAAGCGCAUGGCGUAACAUGUCUGAACCAAAGCGACGAGAGCGAAAUGGCAGAGGCGCUAACUGAGGAGGAGCUGGCGGAGCUGGCCGAGGAGGAUCUGUAUUCGCGGAUGGCGCGCAGCCUCGCGCCCGAGAUAUACGGACACGAGGACGUCAAGAAAGCGCUGCUGUUGUUACUCGUUGGGGGGGUUGACAAACGGCCCAAUGGCAUGAAGAUCCGAGGCAACAUUAAUAUUUGUCUAAUGGGUGAUCCUGGAGUAGCGAAGUCGCAGCUACUCAACUACAUUCACAGACUGGCGCCUCGCAGCCAGUACACCACUGGCAGAGGAUCCUCGGGAGUCGGUCUCACCGCUGCUGUUUUAAAGGACCCGUUUACCGGUGAAAUGAUGUUGGAGGGCGGCGCGCUGGUGCUGGCCGACCAGGGUGUGUGCUGCAUCGACGAGUUUGACAAGAUGGCCGACACCGACCGCACCGCCAUACACGAAGUCAUGGAGCAGCAGACCAUCAGCAUUGCCAAGGCGGGUAUAAUGACAUGCUUGAACGCGCGCGUGUCGAUCCUGGCGGCCGCCAACCCCGCCUACGGCCGCUACAACCCCAAGCGCACCAUCGAGCAGAACAUACAGCUGCCCGCCGCGCUGCUCUCGCGUUUCGACCUGCUGUGGCUCAUACAGGACAAGCCCAAUCGCGACAAGGACCUGGAGUUGGCGAAGCACAUCGCGUACGUGCACCAGCACUGCACGCAGCCGCCGUCGCGCACGCGCGCGCUGCCCAUGCGGCUCGUGCGGCGCUACGUCGCGCUCACACGCCGCAAGCACCCCGCCGUGCCAACCGCACUCGCUGACUACAUCGUCUCUUCGUAUGUGGAGCUGCGCCGGGAAGCUCGCAACGCCAGAGACGUCACAUUCACAUCAGCGAGAAAUCUUCUAGCUAUUCUGCGUCUGUCGACAGCACUAGCACGACUUAGGUUGUCAGACAUUGUAGAGAAAGAAGACGUCUCAGAAGCGAUUCGCCUCGUGGAGAUGUCAAAACAGUCGCUGCAACAUGUUGAAGAGAAUGUGCAGAGGGGCAUAACUUCAACGGACCGCAUAUUCGCGAUAGUGCGCGACCUGGCCGGCUCAAACAAGACUGUCAAGAUCGCUGACGUCAUCGAGAGGUGUGUCGACAAAGGAUUCAAGCCUGACCAGGUGGACGCGUGCAUCGAAGAGUAUGAAAAUCUGAACGUAUGGCAAGUGAACCAAGUGCGAACCAAGAUUACCUUCAUGUGAGGAUCAUGCGACGAUCUGAGCGAACUGUUCGCUUUAGUUGUAAGGACGUGUACGCGAGUCUGAUAGUGUAUAAGUAUUGAGAUUGAAUGUUUUACAAUAAAGACUUUUUUAUAAUUUUUCUUACUUUA
Molecule: messenger RNA, 2440 nt
Organism: Manduca sexta (tobacco hornworm)
Lineage: Eukaryota; Metazoa; Arthropoda; Insecta; Lepidoptera; Sphingidae
Gene: Mcm7
Product: DNA replication licensing factor Mcm7
Exons: 16
Coding region: 153-2312 (719 amino acids)
Biological process (GO): DNA strand elongation involved in DNA replication; DNA replication initiation; double-strand break repair via break-induced replication
Cellular component (GO): MCM complex; nucleus
Molecular function (GO): ATP hydrolysis activity; single-stranded DNA binding; ATP binding
Source: RefSeq, a predicted model, not a curated record